AUGGUUGACUCCGACUCAGACAUUUUGAAUGCAAUUGAAGGAAUUGCAAGUGUCAAGUUCGAAUGGUACCAACCUAACCCUCAAGCAGUCAGACAACAUGCUGGAUACUUUCCGUUCAUAAAUAAGUCUGACAUUGACUUGACAAGGUAUGGAAUUUACAAUUCAAUUGAAACAAUUGUCAAUGAACCUUGUAUUCUUACAUGUCUCAGGAACUCUGGUCUUGUUACAGAUGAGAAGAUGAAGUAUCUUGAGUCAUGUGUGAAGACAAGGUACAUUCUCAGAGGUCAAUUGGCAAAAAUUGCACCGUUGGCAAAUGUCAAUAUCCGAGUCAACAUACCUACAGCUAAAGGUUCUUCACAUGACGACUAUGUUGUUGACAAAGACUUAUCAUGGUUGAAGAUUGCAAUUGUCCACAACCACUUCAUGUUGAACGAAAGUCUUACAAACCCAUUGUUCGGAAAAGGCAAGUGCAACAUUGUCAGAGCUGUAAACAUUCUUUUCGAGAAAGGUUUGUUGGAACCAAUUCCAGAUGACAAGCUGACAGAAACUUUUGUACCAAAAGACGAAACAAACUUUUCACUGUUAGCAAGACCAAAAGUUGUUCCAGACAAAGUUCUAG
Molecule: messenger RNA, 619 nt
Organism: Trichomonas vaginalis G3
Lineage: Eukaryota; Parabasalia; Trichomonadida; Trichomonadidae
Exons: 1
Source: RefSeq, a predicted model, not a curated record